Messenger RNA from Jaculus jaculus (lesser Egyptian jerboa), 4284 nucleotides. RefSeq names its product ATP binding cassette subfamily B member 9 (gene Abcb9). The coding region runs from base 166 to 2466 and encodes 766 amino acids. The record is from RefSeq and is a predicted model, not a curated record. The transcript has 12 exons. Gene Ontology annotation, molecular function: ABC-type oligopeptide transporter activity; ATP hydrolysis activity; ATP binding. NCBI's taxonomy places the organism in Eukaryota, Metazoa, Chordata, Mammalia, Rodentia, Dipodidae. Gene Ontology annotation, cellular component: lysosomal membrane. Gene Ontology annotation, biological process: transmembrane transport; peptide transport.
GCCGCGCCGGCCGCGGGUCUCCAAUGAGCGGCGCGGAGCCUGCGCCCGAGUCCCACGGCUCACCUGCUGCCAGGUAACAGGUGUGGCCUCACCCCACAGAUGACGAUGGCCUUGCCCCCGUGAACUACAGCCUGCCCGGGCACUUGCCCACCAGCAGCUAGCAGGAUGCGGCUGUGGAAGGUGGUCGUGAUGACCCUGGCUUUUGUGAGCAUGGACGUGGGUGUGACCACGGCCAUCUAUGCCUUCAGCCACCGGGACCGCAGCUUGUUGGAGGACAUCCGCCACUUUAAUAUCUUUGACUCGGUGCUGGACCUCUGGGCUGCCUGCCUGUAUCGCAGCUGCCUGCUGCUGGGGGCCACCAUUGGUGUGGCCAAGAACACCGCCCUGGGGCCCCGGAGACUGCGGGCUGCAUGGCUUGUCAUCACCCUCGUGUACCUCUUCGUGGGCAUAUAUGCCAUGGUCAAGCUGCUGCUCUUCUCCGAGGUGCGCAGGCCCAUCCGGGAUCCAUGGUUCUGGGCACUGUUUGUAUGGACAUAUGUCUCUCUUGCUGCCUCCUUCCUGCUAUGGGGACUGCUGUCCACUGUGCGUCCAGAUGCUGAGGCCCUGGAGUCAGGGACAGGGCCUGAGGCAGAGGGCUUCCACGGGGAGGGCCAGCCACCCUCUGAGCAAGCAUCUGGAGCCACACUGCAGAAGCUGCUGUCCUACACCAAGCCUGACAUAGCCUUCCUCGUGGCUGCCUCCUUCUUCCUCAUUAUGGCAGCUUUGGGUGAGACCUUCCUGCCCUACUACACUGGCCGGGCCAUUGACAGCAUCGUCAUUCAGAAGAGCAUGGACCAGUUCAGCACGGCCGUGGUCGUGGUCUGUCUGCUGGCCAUCGGCAGCUCAUUUGCCGCAGGUAUUCGGGGCGGCAUUUUUACCCUCAUAUUUGCCAGACUGAACAUUCGCCUCCGAAACUGUCUCUUCCGCUCGCUGGUGUCUCAGGAGACGAGCUUCUUUGAUGAGAACCGCACAGGCGACCUCAUCUCCCGCCUCACCUCGGACACCACUAUGGUCAGCGACCUGGUCUCCCAGAACAUCAACAUCUUCCUGAGGAACACAGUGAAGGUCACAGGUGUAGUGGUCUUCAUGUUCAGCCUCUCAUGGCAGCUCUCUCUGGUCACUUUCAUGGGCUUCCCCAUCGUCAUGAUGGUGUCCAACAUCUAUGGAAAGUACUACAAGAGGCUCUCCAAGGAGGUCCAGAGUGCUCUAGCCAGAGCCAGCACCACUGCCGAAGAGACCAUCAGCGCCAUGAAGACUGUGCGCAGUUUUGCCAAUGAGGAGGAGGAGGCAGAGGUGUUCCUGCGGAAACUGCAGCAGGUGUACAAGCUGAACAGGAAGGAGGCAGCGGCCUACAUGACCUAUGUCUGGGGCAGCGGGCUCACGCUGCUGGUGGUCCAAGUGAGCAUCCUUUACUACGGAGGUCACCUCGUCAUUUCAGGGCAGAUGACCAGUGGCAACCUCAUCGCCUUCAUUAUCUACGAGUUCGUCCUAGGAGACUGCAUGGAGUCUGUGGGUUCUGUCUACAGUGGCCUGAUGCAGGGUGUGGGGGCCGCUGAGAAGGUGUUUGAGUUCAUUGACCGGCAGCCGACCAUGGUACAUGAUGGAAGUUUAGCCCCUGACCACCUAGAGGGCCGUGUGGACUUUGAGAAUGUGACCUUUACCUACCGCACUCGACCCCACACCCAGGUCUUGCAGAACGUCUCCUUCAGCCUAUCCCCAGGCAAGGUGACAGCCCUGGUGGGGCCCUCUGGCAGCGGGAAGAGUUCCUGUGUCAACAUUCUGGAGAACUUCUAUCCCCUGCAGGGUGGCCGUGUGCUGCUGGAUGGCAAGCCCAUCAGUGCCUAUGACCACAAGUACCUGCACCGUGUGAUUUCUCUGGUAAGCCAAGAGCCCGUGCUGUUCGCCCGCUCCAUCACAGACAACAUCUCCUAUGGCCUUCCCACUGUGCCCUUCGAGAUGGUGGUUGAGGCUGCACAGAAGGCCAACGCUCACAGUUUCAUUAUGGAGCUUCAGGAUGGCUACAGCACAGAGACAGGGGAGAAGGGUGCCCAGCUGUCAGGAGGCCAGAAGCAGCGGGUGGCCAUGGCACGGGCCCUGGUGCGAAACCCGCCUGUGCUGAUCCUGGAUGAAGCCACCAGUGCUCUGGAUGCGGAGAGCGAGUACCUGAUCCAGCAGGCCAUCCACGGCAACCUGCAGAGACACACAGUGCUCAUCAUCGCACACCGGCUGAGCACUGUAGAGCGCGCGCACCUCAUUGUGGUGCUGGACAAGGGUCGCGUGGUGCAGCAGGGCACGCACCAGCAGCUGCUGGCGCAGGGUGGUCUCUACGCCAAGCUGGUACAGCGCCAGAUGCUGGGGCUGGAGCCCCCCUCGGACUACACAGCCAGCCACAAGGACCCACCAGGCAAUGGCAAUCUCAAGGCCUGACCUCAGGGCCUACCUCUCCCUGUGGGCACAGAACCUGCAUCUGCCUGAUACCUGUGCCCGUGGGGCCGGGCAGCCCCCAGCUGCCCUCCGAGCUCAGGCCGUGGCACUGGAGGGUGACCUGCAACGUCCCAUGUUUCACAGCUUCUUGCAUCUUGCUUCCUUCUACCCUGCACCCCAGGGCACCUACUGUCUAGCUGCCAUGAACCAUCCCCUGCUGUCUUCCCACCACCUGGUCUCCUGCCAAGGCAGAGCCACCUUUUUAAACUAAGGUCUUGCCAGGUGUUUUUACUGCUUGGUUUGAGGCACUCCAGUCAACUCUUAGAUUUUAAAAACCUUCUAGUUGGGACUAAUGGUGGACAUAUUCACCAAGAUAUUCUAGACACUACUGAGCCAGGAGUGCACAAUCCUUUCUGUUUGCCCCAGGGAUGUCCACAGAGAACUUGGCACUGCCCUCUGCCCCUCCAGAGAAGGGGCUUCCCUGUUCCUAGAGGGGAUGAAGGGGUUGACCUUUCUGUCCCUCCCCUCCCAACUUGGUGAGUCAGGCCCAGGGUGGGCAGGAGAAUGGGAGGUGGCUGUGUGUCCAUCACUCCCCUGCCAAUCAAAGCCAGUCUCACUGUGAACCACUACUAACCUCAACAGGGGAGUGAGGGGCUGGUCAAGCCUGGUGGGCCUUGGGGUGCCCACAGUCCCACACCCAGCGCUUAAGACCCUUGGCUCUCCCUCUGGCUGGCACCCUUCCCUCCCCUCCCCUCCACCCAUGCUGCUCUGUGGUUGGGAGGCCCCAUGGUUGUUUGCCAGAUGUAUUAUCUUUGAUUGGUGCAUGGGGCUGUGACAAAGCCCAAAGUCUGGCUUUGUUCCAGGGUUGUGAAAUAUUGGGUGACCGGGUCAAUAAAGUGUACUACCUCUGACCUGUGCCCUGGUUAGGUUUUUCUCCAGCUCUGACUCUUCUCCCAGCCCUGCCUGAAGAGAUGCAGAGGGAAUUUGGGUGGUAUGUCUUGGAGCCCAAGUUUCUGUGUUCUUUAUGGCACCAAUAGUGCAAGCACAGAGUUCUGUAGUCAUCUGUCUGUCUUCAUGGGGCCUAUACAGAGUCUCCAAAUCCCAGGGACCUCUGUGUAUCAUGACAGCUGAGGCCCAGCAGACAGCACCUGUUCUUGUCCAUCAGGGUGAGGCCCCCCACACCCACUGGUCCAUAGCAUAGAGAAACCCACCCGUAGCACAGCUCUGCGGGAAGAGAAACCUGGAAGAGCUCAUGGGUUAUGCUCAAACUCACAAUCCUCUUGCCCUAGAGAUUACAGGCGUGUGUUGCCUUGCAUAACCCUGAGUUAUGGGGACACCAGAGAUCCUUGAAGAGAGGCUCUAUAACCUGCCAGUCCCUUUACAUUGUAUCCAGCCCAGUGUCAACCACAUGUGUGUUUCCUUGAUAAAGUGGGGCCCAAGAUCUGACUAUGGCCACCUGUGUCCCCUGCUUGUCCUCAGGGUUUGAACCUGCCUUGAGCUAACUAACCAUCUUUUCUUUCUGGAAGAAGCAUGAGAAUUAUAAGAAUGUGGUCAGGCCAAGGGCUCCCCUGGAAUCUGAGAAGCACCCAGCACUUUUCAUGCAGCUUAUCUAACCCUCACAACCACCCUCAGAGGCCAGUUUUUCCCCGCUUUAAUGUUCAUGAAUCUAGUCAGAGAAGUUGACUUAUCCUUUGUCACACAGCCCAGGGUCCCACAAGCUGAACAUACAAAUAUAGACAACUGAAAAGUUAUCGGGUAUUAUAUUAUCUACAUUCUUGCUGUUCUUAUACUAUUCCAUAAUAAAUACAUUUUUAAAUGUUU